Meloidogyne enterolobii is the source of this 264-nucleotide messenger RNA. NCBI's taxonomy places the organism in Eukaryota, Metazoa, Nematoda, Chromadorea, Rhabditida, Meloidogynidae. The record is from the annotation of a GenBank genome assembly.
UGUCAGCUUGUGAUGUGUCUUCGAAGAAAUAAGAAUUUUGUUCAAUCGGAUGAAUCGAUUGCGGUGGCACGAAGGGGUAUGGGUAGUGAAUCAUUUGUUGAGGGAAGCCAUAAUUUGGAUGACAAGAGAAAUUUGGAAAUCCGUAGAAUUGAUUAUAAGAAUGCCCUAAUUGUGAUUCGAUUGGAGUGUUCAUUGGAAUGUAAUUUGCAUAGUGUUGAUGAUGGGAGAAAUAUUGAUUAGAAUUUUGGUCCGCUUCCAUUUUUU